AAGGGCCUCACCUCCCUGCCACCACCUCCUAGGAUAGCCAGUCCAGGGCCAUGAAGACCAAGAACCGGCCCCCGCGGCGCCGGGCCCUGGUGCAGGACACAGAGGCCACCCCCGGGGAGGGGACGCCCGACGGGUCCCUGCCAAACCCAGGGCCAGAGCCGGCCAAGGGUCUGCGGAGCCGGCCGGCCCGGGCCGCAGCAGGGGCUCCGGGUGAGGGCAGGCGCAGGCGGCCAGGACCCUCGGGGCCCGGUGGCCGUCGUGACAGCAGCAUCCAGCGGCGGCUGGAGAGCAACGAGAGGGAGCGGCAGCGGAUGCACAAGCUAAAUAACGCCUUCCAGGCCCUGCGUGAAGUCAUCCCGCACGUGCGCGCAGACAAGAAGCUCUCCAAGAUCGAGACGCUCACGCUGGCCAAAAACUACAUCAAAUCAUUGACGGCCACCAUCCUGACCAUGUCCAGCAGCCGCCUCCCGGGCCUGGAGGGGCCGGGCCCCAAGCUCUACCAGCACUACCAGCAGCAGCAGCAGGUGGCCGGAGGCGCGUUGGGGGCCACGGAGGCCCAGCCCCAGGGCCACCUGCAGAGGUACUCCACGCAGAUCCAUAGCUUCCGAGAGGGCACCUAGCGCCCAGCCCUGGGUGGGGGUGGCGGUGGCUGCAGCUGCCUGGCCUGGUCCUCCCAGCCCCAGUCCCUCCAAGCCGCGAGCCCCAGAUGGGCGGUGACACCCCACAAGGACGCGGCCUCAGCGGUUCCAUUUUCCCCCGAACAUUCAGCCACUUCCCUGGAGCAAUUUUUCCUGCCCCGCUGGGGACCAGCGAGUGGCCUAGUUGCAGCUGUGGCCCUGGACAGCAGCGUGAGGCCCAAACCUCUGGGUAGGGCCCAGUCGGAUCCUGAUUUUUCAUUGAGCCAGGCAGUUUCAGCCGAAGUUGAAAGGGCUCCCUUAGCCUUGGAACUAA
Molecule: messenger RNA, 951 nt
Organism: Nomascus leucogenys (northern white-cheeked gibbon)
Lineage: Eukaryota; Metazoa; Chordata; Mammalia; Primates; Hylobatidae
Source: RefSeq, a predicted model, not a curated record